Molecule: messenger RNA, 1371 nt
Organism: Emericellopsis atlantica
Lineage: Eukaryota; Fungi; Ascomycota; Sordariomycetes; Hypocreales; Bionectriaceae
Product: nucleotide-sugar transporter-domain-containing protein
Exons: 4
Coding region: 1-1371 (456 amino acids)
Biological process (GO): pyrimidine nucleotide-sugar transmembrane transport
Cellular component (GO): Golgi membrane
Molecular function (GO): UDP-galactose transmembrane transporter activity
Source: RefSeq, a predicted model, not a curated record
AUGACGUUCCUUACGCCCCUCAUCAGGAGGGGCGGCUCCUCUUCGAAGAGAGCUUCCCUAAUCACAGCAAGAUCCCCCUUUCUGACGGUCCAAAAUUCGGCUCUCAUACUCAUCAUGCACUACUCGAGGAUCAUGCCUUCGUCAGGCGACCACCGAUACUUCACCUCGACAGCUGUCUUUCUCAACGAGCUUGUCAAGCUCUCUCUUUCUCUUUGCCUGGCGAUCAACGAAACCUCGGAGAGUCUCGCGCCCGACACGCCCCUCACGACCCUUCUCGAGCAAGUAUAUAAUAGUGUUUUCGGAGGCGACGGGUGGAAACUGGCGAUCCCAGCGGCUGGGUAUACAUUGCAGAACCUGCUGCAGUAUGUGGCCAUCAGCAACCUGGAUGCUGUGCAAUUCCAGGUGCUCUACCAACUCAAAAUUCUCACGACGGCCAUCUUCAGCGUGACCCUGCUCCGGAAGCAGCUGGGUACGAAGCGGUGGUUGUCGCUGGUGGUGCUGACGUUGGGCGUGUGUGUGGUCAGCAUGCCAACGAGCAUGACGGGCUCGUUCCUCAGCGACACGAGCGACAGCUUCUUCCCUCGAUCGAUACACGAUAUGGGCACCGCCAGCCCCGAGCUCUACGCGCCCAAGAAUCUGAGGAAGCGAUCGGCUACGUACCAAGGGGUCACUGAGGAUCUCGGCCCCCCUGAACCGACGAUGAACUACUCCGCCGGCGUGAUCGCUGUGCUUGUGGCGGGUGCUGUGUCGGGUGUCACUGGUGUCUAUUUCGAGAAGCUCAUCAAGGAAGGCCCGUCGCAGCCUAGCUUGUGGAUUCGCAAUGUUCAGCUAUCGACAUACUCGGUCAUCAUGGCCUUCUUCAUGGGGAUCGUGUACCAGGAUGGUGCUGGCAUUCGCGAGCACGGGUUCUUCGAGGGAUACAACUGGGUUGUAUGGACGGCCGUCGUGCUGCAGGCCGUGGGUGGCAUGGUGGCGAGCGUGGUGAUUCGCGAUGCAGACAACAUCGUCAAGAACUUUGCCACAAGCAUCAGUAUUGUGCUCAGUUUGCUUGUCAGCGUGUUCCUCUUUGACUUCCGAUUGACAUGGACGUAUGUCAUUGGAACUGGAAUGGUGCUACUUUCGAUGCACCUGUAUAGCACGCCCCAUCGCCCGAUACCAGGCCACCGACCGAAACCCAUUCGAAUUGUCAGUUUGGACAAGCCGGCAGUUACGCCUUUGCAUACACCUCGUCUGGGGGGGCCGUCGCCACACCUCACAGCGACGCAUCUUGACCCUUUUGAUAUGAAGGGUUUGGGCUCGACAUCGAGUCGACCAGAGAGCCCUAUGUUGCCGCGGAUUCCGAGUCGCAGUGAUAUCAAACGAGCCGACUGA